Diaporthe citri is the source of this 282-nucleotide messenger RNA. RefSeq lists its product as uncharacterized. The transcript has 2 exons. Gene Ontology annotation, cellular component: heterotrimeric G-protein complex. Lineage: Eukaryota; Fungi; Ascomycota; Sordariomycetes; Diaporthales; Diaporthaceae. Gene Ontology annotation, molecular function: G-protein beta-subunit binding. The record is from RefSeq and is a predicted model, not a curated record. Gene Ontology annotation, biological process: G protein-coupled receptor signaling pathway. The coding region runs from base 1 to 282 and encodes 93 amino acids.
AUGCCUCAGUACACUUCCCGUGAUGUCGGCGACCCGACCCAGAUCAAGAAGAACAAGCAGAGCAUGGCGGACCUGAAGCUGCGCCGCCUGACCGAGCUCAACAACCGCCUCCGUGAAGACCUGGAACGCGAACGUAUCCCCGUCAGCCAGGCAAGCAAAAGCAUCAUCGCCUACUGCAACAGUACUCGAGAUUACAUGGUCGUCACCGUCUGGGGUGUGGUGCCAAAGGGCGAGGACCCUUACGCACCACAACAGAGCGGAGGCUGCUGUUUGGUCAUGUAA